AUGAACCACCUCGAAUUAUCCUCUGCUGCAGACUUCCAUACCCACUUAAGAUCGGAUAAAAUGAUGGAAUACGUCGUCCCAUUUAUUCGUCAUGGAGGUUGCUCAAUAGUAUAUGUUAUGCCUAAUCUUAAUCCUCCUAUUACAUCUAUUGAAUCCUGCAUGGAAUAUAAGCGUAAACUAGAGGAAUUGGACCCAAAUAUAACGUUUCUUAUGAGUCUUUAUUUGUGCGAAGAGAUUACGCCGUCGGUGAUUGAGGAGGCGAAGGGGAAGGGGAUUAUAGGAGUCAAAAUGUAUCCUAAGGGUGUUACGACCCAUUCAGAAUUUGGGGUUGAAAAUUAUGAAACCUAUUAUCCGGUAUUUUCGGCUAUGGAGAGAUAUGGACUUAUUUUGAAUAUUCAUGGUGAAAUAGCGAGUUCAAUUGAGGAGGAUGUUACGAUUUUAACAGCAGAACGAGAGUUUUUGCCAAUACUUUAUAAAUUACAUGAAUUAUUUCCGAGAUUGAAGAUAGUUUUUGAGCAUUGUACGACAAAAGAAGCUAUAGAAGCGAUUGAGAAAUGUGGGGAGAAUGUAUCGGGGACGAUUACAGCUCACCAUCUUUUUUUAACGAUUGAUGAUUGGGCAGGGGAUCCAUAUGCAUAUUGUAAGCCGGUAGCAAAGUUUCCAUCGGAUAGAAAAGCUCUUUUGAAUGCGGCGACGAGUGGUAAUAAGAAAUUUUUUCUUGGAAGUGAUUCAGCACCACAUCCACAAAAGCAUAAAAUAGGAUCAAGAAAAAUAGCGGCGGGAAUAUUUACUCAACCAUAUCUUAUAAGUUAUCUUGCAGAAGCUUUUGAUAGGGUGGGAAAGUUAGAUAAGCUUGAAAAUUUUGCAUGUAUAUUUGGAAGAGAAUUUUAUAAUGUUAAAGAUAUUGGUAUAGAUAAAAGAAUUAUAUUGACGAGAAAACCAUUACAAAUUGCAUCAGAACUUGGUUCAGAUGAUAAUAUUUUAGUACCUUUUUUAGGAGGAAGUGUAUUAAAUUGGACUAUAACAUGGAAAUAA
Pneumocystis carinii B80 is the source of this 1035-nucleotide messenger RNA. RefSeq names its product dihydroorotase, homodimeric type. Gene Ontology annotation, biological process: pyrimidine nucleotide biosynthetic process; 'de novo' pyrimidine nucleobase biosynthetic process. The transcript is spliced from 4 exons. Bases 1 to 1035 code for a protein of 344 amino acids. NCBI's taxonomy places the organism in Eukaryota, Fungi, Ascomycota, Pneumocystomycetes, Pneumocystales, Pneumocystaceae. The record is from RefSeq and is a predicted model, not a curated record. Gene Ontology annotation, cellular component: cytoplasm. Gene Ontology annotation, molecular function: dihydroorotase activity.